AUGCCUCGAGGCCAGAAGAGCAAGCGCCGUGCCCGCGAGAGACGCUACCGGGCCCGGGCGAAGACUCAGAGUCUCAAGGGUGCCCAGGCCACUGAGGCGGCGGCGGCGGCAGCAGAGAUAGAAGAGUUGCCCUCCUCCCCUGCUUCUGUUUCUCGGGGUACUCCCGAGGGAGUUUCCUGCCCAGGAUAUGAAGAGGGUGCCCGGGCGAGCCAAGAUAAGGAAAGUGCAAGUACCUUCCAGGCAGCACCUUCCACUCACAGCACUUGCACAGAUCCUGUGACCAGGAAUUCCGGCAUGUUGGUGCAGUUCCUGCUGGAGAAGUACAAGUUGAAGGAGCCCAUCCGGCAGGCAGAAAUGCUGAAGAGUAUCGACAGGCGGUACAAGAAGCACUUCCAUGAGAUCCUCAGGAGAGCCUCUGAGAGCAUGGAGCUGGUCUUUGGCCUCGAUCUGAAGGAAGUUGACCCCACCCGUCACUACUACGCCCUCAUCAGCAAGCUGGCCCUCUCCAGCGAGGAAAGUCUGAGUGAUGAGUCGGGGCUGCCCAAGUCCGGUCUCCUGAUGAUUCUCCUGGGCAUGAUCUUAAUGAAGGGCAACCGUGCCACCAAGGAGGAGAUCUGGGAAUUCCUCAAUGCGUUGGGGUUGUAUGCUGGAAGGAGGCACUCGAUCUUUGGGGAGCCCAGCAGGCUCAUCAGCGAAGAUUUCGUGCAGCAGAAUUACCUGACGUACCGCCAGGUGCCCAACAGCGAUCCUCCGUGCUAUGAGUUCCUGUGGGGCCCGAGAGCCCUGGCUGAAACCAGCAAGAUGAAAGUGCUGGAGUUUGUGGCGAAGGUCAAUGCUGACGUCCCCAGUGCCUUCCCAGAUCUCUAUGAGGAGGCUCUGAAAGAUGAGGAAGAGAGAGCAGGAGUGAGAGCCGCGGCCAGGGCCGCAGCUCUCGCUCAGCGCAGUGCACGUUCCAGGGCCAAGGCCCGCAGCUCCUCCCACAUCUAG
This is a messenger RNA of Balaenoptera musculus (blue whale), 987 nucleotides long. Its product is annotated as melanoma-associated antigen B4-like. Gene Ontology annotation, biological process: negative regulation of transcription by RNA polymerase II. The record is from RefSeq and is a predicted model, not a curated record. Gene Ontology annotation, cellular component: nucleus. The transcript has a single exon. Bases 1 to 987 code for a protein of 328 amino acids. Lineage: Eukaryota; Metazoa; Chordata; Mammalia; Artiodactyla; Balaenopteridae.